AUGAGAUUAGACAAAAAUGCUACUAGAGUUGACACGACGGGAACCAACACAAAAAAGAAACAAAUGAGUGGCUUUUAUAUAUUUAGCUGCUCAAUUUGGGCAUUUCUUCAUUUUGCUAAGGCUGAAGUGGAUUCUGACACAAAUGUUCUGGAGUCGUCUACCUCAUACACUGCCAUCAUGGCCAUUGUGGGGGUCAGUGUAAUCACUUUGGCUGUGAUUUGCUGGACACUGACUUUCUUCUGUACUGAUUGUUAUAAUGCUGAAGUGGACAGUACAAGCCACCCUGCCUGUCAGUCAUCAGGAAUUGGUGUUGCCCUAUCCAGUCAAGCAGUCCAAGAAGAAAGAUUGGAUCUGAACAACAAGUAUUCAUAUGGCCCACCCAACCAGCAACCAUCACAUUUCCAUCAAUAUCAACCACCAGCCUCAAAUGUACCUCCACAAUAUCAGUAUUCCAACCUGACAAAUAACAGUCACUAUAGUAACAUGCAUCCCAAACCAUCAGCCCCUACCAGGCAACUGGAUGCUCAGGGCUAUCAGAAUUACCAUAGUUAUAAUGCAAUGCAUGGAUACAACCAUCAAACUCCACUGUCCACCCCAUACCCAAAUUUAUCUUGA
This is a messenger RNA of Acanthosepion pharaonis, 615 nucleotides long. The record is from the annotation of a GenBank genome assembly. Lineage: Eukaryota; Metazoa; Mollusca; Cephalopoda; Sepiida; Sepiidae.